CAUGCCCCUGAUCACAUUCUAGAUGUAGCUCCAGCGCCGCUGAAUGUAAACGCCCUACCAAGGACUGUGCCCCGCAUGCCUGGCCCCACCGCUGCCACCUCCCAUUUCCCCUGGGUCUCUCCCUGCCUCAGCAGCCAGUCCUAAAUCUUCCCUCAAGAUACAAGGCCGGGCCCUCCACGCAGGGGUGGGACGAAGGGCAGAAGGCAGCCCUACCUCGUGAGCAGAAAACACCUCCGCCAAGGCCCUCACCACCCAGCACGCCCCGCCCGGAGAGCAGCAGGGCGGCAACCACGGGCUGGCAGCCCUGCCUGCACCCCAACGCCUGGAGAGAGAGCCUGCUGUGCAGUUGACCUGUGGAAUCCAAAGACGGCUGCUGUGUGUGCGUCUGAUCCAGAAUGUUCCCUGAAUUGCAUUAGGAGGGACCUGGGUUUGAGUCCUGGCUUUAUCACCAACUUACUGUGUGACCUGGGCUGGUCCCCUCUUGGAAUCUGUUUUUCCAUUUCUGCAGUGAAGGGGUUGACUGAUGAUUUAUAAGGAUGUUUCUUGCUCUGAAAGCAUGUCUUGGAUUCUAGAUGUCCACAUGACAUUGGAGAAGCCUGGCCAGGACAUGGAAGUGUAAAAUGCCAACGGCUCUGGACCUGGCUCUCUGCUCAGCCUAACUCAUCUUUGCUUGAGACUUGGGAGUGCCCCCCAGCUCCCCAGAUGUGCCUGGCUUUGCACAGGAGUGCUUCCCUCGCUCCCCCAUACUCAUGCACACAAAAGGAUUUGUCUUCUACAGCAUAUCCGGCAGGGCACCAGGGCCUGGAAGGAGCCAAGGAGCUAGACUGUUGUCCCAGACCCAGAGGCAGCCAUGGGAGCCUGUGCCAUGGUGACUGACACCAACAUCUCAUCUGGCCUUGAGAGCAACACCAUGGGCAUCACAGCCUUCUCCAUGCCUGGUUGGCAUCUGGCAUUGUGGGCAGCAGCCUACCUGGCCCCGCUGCUGGUGGCUGUGAUGGGCAAUGCUGCGGUUAUCUGGAUAAUCCUGGCCCGUUGGAGGAUGCGCAUGGUCACCAACUACUUCACUGUCGACAUGGCCCUGGCCGACCUCUGCAUGGCCGCCUUCAAUGCCGCCUUCAACUUCGUCUACGCCAGCCACAACAUCUGGUACUUUGGCCGUGCCUUCUGCUACUUCCAGAACCUCUUCCCCAUCACAGCCAUGUUUGUCAGCAUCUACUCCAUGACCACCAUCGCCGCCGACAGGUACAUGGCCAUCGUCCACCCCUUCCAGCCACGGCUCUCGGUCCCCAGCACCAGAGCAGUAAUUGCUGGCAUCUGGCCAGUGGCCCCGGCCCUCGCCUUCCCCCACUGCUUCUACUGCCCCAUCAUCAUGGACCGGGGUACCACCAAGUGCGUGUUGGCCUGGCCCGAAGACAGCGGCGGCAAGAUGCACCUUUUGUACCACCUCGAGGUGAUCGCCCUCAUUUACUUCCUGCCUCUCGUGGUGAUGUUCGUCGCCCACAGUGUCAUCGGUCUCACGCUCUGGAGACGCACUGUCCCAGGGUACGAGGUGCAUGGCGCCAACUUGCGCCACCUGCAGGCCGAGAAGUUUGUGAAGACCAUGGUGCUGGUGGUGGUGACAUUUGCCAUCUGCUGGCUGCCCUACCACCUCUACUUCAUCCUGGGCGGCUUCCAGGAGGACAUCUACUGCCACAAGUUCAUCCAGCAGGUCUACCUGGUGCUCUUCUGGAUGGCCAUGAGCUCCACCAUGUACAAUCCCAUCACUUAUUGCUGCCUCAACCACAAGUUUCGCUCUGGAUUCCGGCCUGCUUACCGUGGCUACCCACGGGUCACGCCAACUGAGGAGGACAAGAUUGAGCUGACUCACACCUCAUCCCUUUCCACGAGGGUCAACAGGUGUCACACUAAAGAGACUUUGUUCAUGGCUGGGGAUGUGGCCCCCUCUGGGGCUGCCAAUGGGCAGGCUGGAAGUCUGCAAGCUGAAGGGUCUGCUGACCCCUGA
Messenger RNA from Aethalodelphis obliquidens (Pacific white-sided dolphin), 2002 nucleotides. RefSeq names its product tachykinin receptor 2 (gene TACR2). The record is from RefSeq and is a predicted model, not a curated record. Gene Ontology annotation, molecular function: substance K receptor activity. Lineage: Eukaryota; Metazoa; Chordata; Mammalia; Artiodactyla; Delphinidae. Gene Ontology annotation, biological process: G protein-coupled receptor signaling pathway; positive regulation of flagellated sperm motility. Gene Ontology annotation, cellular component: plasma membrane; sperm midpiece.